CGAAAGUUCGCAAGUGGCGCUAAAUUUGCAAAACGAGAGCCAACGUGUCGGUCAUCGUUCGCGAGUCCAGAGGAAGGAGGUCCAUUUUGGCAGCACCUGAUUUCGUCAAUGCAAUAGAUAACAUCGGAACGCACACUUCGUAGAAGACUUCCCCUAGGACCCAGACGCCGCCAGGAAUGGAGGGUCGCGACAAUAAUGCGUUCAUCGGUGACAGCAGCCCGUCGAUACCGGGGCACUUUCGUUGGAGCACUCCGGCGGCCAAUGGACCAGAUAGUCCACCGCCUUACGCCACGGUUCUGACCGAUGUGGAGCUGACGGGAGCUAAGCCGGCCACCGAACGGGCAGCGGCUGCCGAUGGUCCAGUCGCAACGGGCACACCAACCGGCGCAACAACGCAGGAUCGCGAUCAGUGGGGCAAAGGGAUCGAGUUCCUGAUGUCAUGCAUCGCCAUGUCCGUCGGGCUGGGAAAUGUGUGGCGCUUCCCUUUCGUGGCCCUCGAGAACGGCGGCGGAGCCUUCGUCAUUCCGUACAUCAUCGUCCUGCUGCUCGUCGGCAAACCGGUCUACUUCAUGGAGAUGCUGAUCGGACAGUUCUCGAGCCGGGGUAGCGUCAAGGUGUACGACAUGGCGCCGAUUAUGCGAGGUGUCGGUUACGGUCAGAUGCUGUCCACGACGAUCGUCACCACGUACUACGCCUCGCUUAUGGCCACCACACUGCGCUAUUUGUUCGAUUCCUUCCAAACCGUGCUGCCGUGGGCCGUCUGCGAGGAUCGCUGGGGAAGCAGCUGCAUUCCGGCGGGGCGACUGAAUGUCACCGCGGCAAACGAGAGCACCGCAGCCGCCAACAGGACCUCCUCGGCGGAGCUGUACUUUACCAAGGUGGUGCUAAAGGAGCUGGACGGAAUCGACGACGGGAUCGGGCUGCCCGACUUGCGGCUCACACUGUUCCUGGUGCUUUCGUGGUCCUUGGUGCUGUUGACCCUGAUCAAAGGUGUGAAGAGUUCCGGCAAAGCCUCGUACUUUCUGGCUCUCUUCCCGUACGUCGUCAUGGGAGUGCUGCUGGUCCGGGCCUGUACGCUGCCGGGUGCGGUCGAUGGUAUCGUGUACUUCCUGAAGCCUCAGUGGGACAAAAUCUACGAGCCGAAGGUUUGGUACGCCGCCGUCACGCAGUGCUUCUUCUCGCUGUCGAUCUGCUUCGGGAACAUCAUCAUGUACAGUUCGUACAACAAGUUCCGGCACAACGUGUACCGUGACGCGACGAUUGUGACGUCGAUCGAUACGCUCACUUCGCUGCUGGCCGGGUGCACCAUCUUCGGGAUCCUGGGCCACCUGGCACACGUGACCGGAACGACGGAUGUAGGGAACGUGGUGAAGUCGGAUGCGGGCCUUGCGUUCAUCUCGUAUCCGGAAGCGAUCGCCAAGUUCGAGGUCCUACCGCAAGCCUUCUCCGUGCUGUUCUUCCUGAUGCUGUUCGUGUUGGGCAUCGGCAGCAACGUGGCCAUGACGUCGUGCGUCAUGACCGUGAUCAAGGAUCAGUUCCCGAAGGUGCGCAACUGGCAGGCAGCGACCGUCAUUGCGAUCUGCGGUGUGCUCCUGGGCAGCAUUUACGUCACUCCGGGUGGUCAGUACGUUCUCAAACUGGUCGACUAUUACGGUGCUUCGUCGAUAGCGCUGGUCCUUGCGAUUGCCGAGCUGAUCGCGAUCGGCUGGGUGUACGGCGUGGACCGUCUGUGUAAGGAUGCCGAGUUCAUGCUUGGCCACCGGCCGAACAUCUACUGGCGUCUGUGCUGGCGCUGGAUCACCCCCGGGCUCAUGUUUGCCAUCCUCAUCUACAACCUCGUCACGCUGCAACCGCUCAUGUACAAGCAGUACGUCUACCCAACGAUCGCUUACGACAUUGGUUGGUGUAUUUUUGCCUUCGGUCUUCUUCAACUGCCCAUCUGGGGGGCGUACGCAGUCUACAAGCAGAGCGGUCAAACGAUCAUCGAAAAGAUUAAAAAUUCCCUCAAACCGACGGCCGCCUGGGGUCCGCUGGAUGUGGCCACGCAUUACGAGUACAAAAAGUUCAUCAACGAAGACUGAACGGAAGCGAUUCACAGCGCAACACAGCAGUAUUCCGAUUGGGCGAUCGGCCGACGGGCCAAGACGAGUGUUGUGAUAAUUAAGAUGUAUAAUAUCAGUUUUAAUUUAUUAAAUUGUGUAAGUUGGAAUAAAAACCGGCGAUCGGCCGGAACAAGGAAACGAAAGCCACACAAUCAACGAGCUGCCCCUUGCUCGGGCGAAGGCACUGGGCUGUGAUGCUUCAAGCACCGGCGGCUUCCGUGUCCGGAGCGCGUUAGCAUCCUCGGAGUGGAUCUCCUUCGAUGAGGGCCGCUGCUGCGUCGCACGCCACGAAAAUCAGCUGACCCUUCACGGGAUCCACCAGCGUUGCGGGUAGCGAUCGGUCUCGAUCGACCACGAUUCUCUGCUCGGACCGAAAGACACCGAUUAGGAUCGCACGAAAAACCGAGCGGCCCAUUAGCGGCUUACCUUCAAGAUUUCCGCUUUUCCGCCGCCUUGCGCACCGAACAGACACACCUUGGCGUUGUUGAUCAAGGGCAGCGUCAUGGUGACUCGCUUCGGUGGUGGCUUCGGCGAGUCGGCGAUCGGUGCGAUCAGUCGCGCUUUCUCCUGCAGCAGCGGGUGCUCCGGGAACAGCGAAACCGUGUGGCCGUCGGGCCCAAUGCCGAGAAUC
Molecule: messenger RNA, 2733 nt
Organism: Anopheles bellator
Lineage: Eukaryota; Metazoa; Arthropoda; Insecta; Diptera; Culicidae
Product: sodium-dependent nutrient amino acid transporter 1-like
Exons: 7
Coding region: 177-2081 (634 amino acids)
Biological process (GO): sodium ion transmembrane transport
Cellular component (GO): membrane
Molecular function (GO): L-amino acid transmembrane transporter activity
Source: RefSeq, a predicted model, not a curated record